CCUCGGUGGCCCGGCGCGGGGCUUAUAGCGGGGCGGCGCGGCGGGACGCGGAGCGCGGGCGGAGAUGGCGGCCGGCAUGGUGGCACCGUGCGGGUUCCUGGCGCUUCUCCUCUUCAGCGGCAUGGUCACCGGCGCCGCGGGGACAACUGGUUUUAUAAAGUCACCUCUGUCUCAAAAGAGACUGACUCAGGACAGCGUCGAGCUGCACUGCGAGGCGGUCGGCAGCCCCAUCCCCGAGAUCCAGUGGUGGUUUGAGGGCAACGACCCCAAUGAGACCUAUGCUCAGCUCUGGGAUGGGGCACGGCAGGACCGUGUCAAAAUCAACGCCACCUACAACCUGCACUCCACCAGCACCAUCUCCAUUGCCGACCUCACGGCAGACGACUCCGGCAUGUACGAGUGCCGGGCCAGCAACGACCCCGACCGCAACCACUUGUCGAAGAGCCCCAAAGUCAAGUGGAUCCGUUCCCAGGCAAACCUUUUUGUCAUCCAACGUCCAGACAUCAAGGCUCAGGUAGCCACAGUUGCUGGCAAGCUGGUCCUCACCUGUAACAUAAGUGGGUCCUACCCUGACAUCGAGGGCCACCGGUGGGUGCAUGGGGACAAGGUCCUGAAGAACGACGACGACUCGGACGCGUCCACCAGUUACACGAUUGAGGGGAAGAUGGAGGAGCACUCUGGUGUCUAUGAGUGCAUCUACAAAACAAACCCAGUGGUGAAGGCACAAGUGAAUGUUUCAGUUGCACCACAAGUGACGGCGUACAAGAAGUCUGAGCACGGGAACGAGGGGGACACCGGUGUGCUGACCUGCAAGAGUGCCUCCUUCCCCCCUGUUGUCACCUGGGUCUGGAGCAAAAAUGGUCAGGAGCCCAUCGUCAACGGCUCGGGCAGGUACAUCAUCAAGAGCGGCGGCAACAAGACCGAGCUGCGCAUCCUGAAGCUGAGCAUCGAGGAGGACACCGGCGACUACCGCUGCAACGGCACCAACGCCUACGGCACCGGCGGCACCGCCCUCAGCCUGCGCGUCCGCAGCCGCCUGGCCGCCCUCUGGCCCUUCCUGGGCAUCGUGGCCGAGGUGCUGGUGCUCGUCACCAUCAUCUUCAUCUACGAGAAGAGGAGGAAGCCCGACGAGGCGCUGGAUGAUGAUGAUGGAGGUUCUGCCCCACUGAAGAGCAAUGCCACCAACCACAAGGACAAGAACGUCCGCCAGAGGAACGCCAACUGAGAGCCAG
Molecule: messenger RNA, 1232 nt
Organism: Dryobates pubescens (Downy woodpecker)
Lineage: Eukaryota; Metazoa; Chordata; Aves; Piciformes; Picidae
Gene: BSG
Product: basigin (Ok blood group)
Exons: 8
Coding region: 65-1225 (386 amino acids)
Biological process (GO): homophilic cell-cell adhesion; axon guidance; dendrite self-avoidance
Cellular component (GO): axon; plasma membrane
Molecular function (GO): cell-cell adhesion mediator activity
Source: RefSeq, a predicted model, not a curated record